Messenger RNA from Cucurbita maxima (winter squash), 679 nucleotides. RefSeq lists its product as uncharacterized. Lineage: Eukaryota; Viridiplantae; Streptophyta; Magnoliopsida; Cucurbitales; Cucurbitaceae. The record is from RefSeq and is a predicted model, not a curated record. Gene Ontology annotation, cellular component: chloroplast thylakoid membrane; chloroplast inner membrane. The transcript is spliced from 5 exons. The coding region runs from base 87 to 560 and encodes 157 amino acids.
AACUAUCUUAAACACUCUCUCUUGUUAGUUCUUUCUCAUUCUCCAACUUCGUUGAUUUCUCAUCUUCAUCUCUGCUCUCUUUCCAUAUGGCCGCCUGCUUGGCUCCGUCGCUCUCUGUAUCUGGGGGAUUGAUCAAGGCCUCAGACCUCUCCUCGAAGUCCAUUUCCUUUGGGCAAGCACCAAAACUCGCCAUCCAGAGGAAGUGCUCGAGAAGUAACCACAAGUUAUCAGUCCGUGCUGAGUACAAUGAUGGUGGUAGAAGUGGAGGUGGGGAGUUUGUGGCUGGUUUUCUUCUUGGGGGUGCUGUAUUUGGAACUUUAGCUUACAUUUUUGCUCCGCAGAUCAGGAGAUCUAUACUAAAUGAAGACGAGUAUGGUUUUAGGAGGGCUAGACGUCCAAUCUACUAUGACGACGGUCUAGAGAAAACCAGACAGACGUUGAAUGAAAAAAUAGGGCAAUUGAAUUCUGCCAUUGACAAUGUAUCUUCACGUCUGAGAGGUGGCAACAAGACUCCAGCUGUGCCAGUUGAAGCGGAUCCGGAGAUAGAAGCUACCAUGUAAAUACAAUUUAUAAUUGAACAGGUUUGAAAUUUCUACUUCUUAGAUACCAUAUCGAUGUGACAAUAUGCCAGUUAUUAAUUGGAAGAAUUUGGGAUUGAUCCAAGUUAAAAUGAUCGUUA